Molecule: messenger RNA, 1220 nt
Organism: Exophiala xenobiotica
Lineage: Eukaryota; Fungi; Ascomycota; Eurotiomycetes; Chaetothyriales; Herpotrichiellaceae
Exons: 2
Coding region: 66-1034 (322 amino acids)
Molecular function (GO): 8-oxo-dGDP phosphatase activity
Source: RefSeq, a predicted model, not a curated record
GUGAGCAGCUGUAGACGAAUAAAGUGGUUGUUAGAGCACAUAUUAUAACAGGGUCUCAUCGCACAAUGAUAAACAAAAAAUCAAAUCUGGACCUAGUAAAGGAGUGCGACAACUUUCCAUACUACUCGGACAAUCCCGAGGUAUUCGACGCAACGUUCAAGGACUAUUAUCACUUCCAGCUAGAAGGAUGUGAAGCAUCUUUGGGGUAUAUGCCAUCAAAAGUGGCGACGAGAAUGCCGCUCACGAAACAUUGGAGCCUCGAUGAAAGCAACAGACGCCUGAUCUUUCAGCCUCGAGAUGCUAGCGGUCAACCUGUCAAGGCUCUAGAAGAGCGCAACAGGAUUCUAGCCGAGUACCUCCAAAACAUUCGCGAGAGAAAAAUCUUCCGUGUCCUUGACGGUUGGCGUAAUGAGCUAUACCCCAUCUAUGGCCCUGACAAGUCUCUGAUCUUGAGCAUGGAACGCUCAGCAUCGCCUCUUUUCGGUGUUGUUACGUACGGUGUGCACAUGACAGGAUAUGUGAGGACUGAUGAAGGUAUGAAGAUAUGGGCACCUCGCCGUGCGUUGACCAAACAGACGUACCCGGGCAUGAUGGACAACACAGUUGCUGGUGGAUUGAGCACAGGAGAAAAGCCCUUUGAGUGCCUUGUGAGGGAAUGCGAGGAAGAAGCUUCUUUGCCUGCCGGUGUUGUUCAACCUGUUCGAGCUUGCGGGACAUUGACAUACUUCCAUGUUCGAGACUCCAGAGCUGGAGGUGAAACAGGCCUUUGCCAACCCGAAUGUCAAUAUAUUUAUGACCUCGAACUACCAUCGGACGUCAUACCAAAACCUGGAGAUGAUGAAGCGAUCGACUUCCAGCUUCUGUCGGUGGAAGAGGUCCAGGAAGCAAUGGCCGCUGGGAAAUUCAAGCCGAAUUGCGCUCACUUGCUGGUGGAUUUUUUUGUGAGACACGGAAUAUUGACUCCGGAAAAUGAGCCUGACUAUAUCGAAAUCGUCUCCAGAUGCCAUAGAAAGUUGGAAUUUCCCACGCCCUGAUAUCUGGAAAGACCGAUGCAGCCACCAACGCCUUCGCUAAACACACUCUGGAAGCUGGGCCACAAACGACCACAACCACAAACUUAUUUCUUGAUCAGAAGAUAGACAUAGUCGAUUCUCAGUGCGUUGAGCAGGGCGUAUGGGCCGUCCAUGUAGAGUAGAAGACCACCAAAGGACACAUAGACC